CCGGGCUCGGAUUGACAAGGAACUGAGAUAUAGCGUAAGCGUGGACAUGCUUUUGGCAUCGCAUUACUGGGAAUUAUCGCUAUCCUGCACCUCUCAACUCUUUGGUGUUGAUUCUUCACCCCCAGCUCAUGUUAUAGCACCUCGCCCAAAUGGUCCAGACACGUCUGUGGCUGCUCACGCUCAUUUUCAUCCUCUACUCCGGCGCCCUCGUCUUGGCGGCUCCUACGCCUAAAAAACCGCUUCCAAAGAGAGACUACAUCGACUCUCCCAAGAACCCUAUCGUUGCCGCUCCUUUUCAACCACGACACCACCGUUUUAAGCGCCCUACCCAUGCGUAUCCCCUCGCACAUUCCCCUACCACGUCCUCCUUCCCACCUUCACCCAUCGAACCGGACCUCACUGCCGCAUCUCCUCAUGUAAAGGCAGAAGGGUGGCUGGUGCAAAUCCUCCGCAUAUUCAGUGCUUGGCAUCCGUUUCCCGAGAACGAGAUUGCAGAAGGGUUGUUGCAUAAGCGAAUCAGGAGAUGGCGUCUGCUUGGCUCCAAGAGGCCUACGAGAGAUCUCGUGUUGGUCAAUAACAUAGAUGGGUCCGGAAGGAGAUUAGUGGAUAGGGGAGGCGACUUGAUCAUCCAGGAGCAGCAACUGAAUGGUUUCCAAUGGCGGGGCGCUGAGCAAUUGGAUGACGAGACAGAUGAGCCGUAUUACUGGUAUUGAACAGGUUUGCUAAGGACAUUUUGGACAUGUGGUCGUGGCAUAUUGAGCUUAUAAUGUUAGGUCGUGAAAACGGACAAUGCGAAUAUGCAUGCUUCAGCGACGG
This is a messenger RNA of Cryptococcus amylolentus CBS 6039, 816 nucleotides long. RefSeq lists its product as hypothetical. Bases 150 to 713 code for a protein of 187 amino acids. The transcript has 3 exons. The record is from RefSeq and is a predicted model, not a curated record. NCBI's taxonomy places the organism in Eukaryota, Fungi, Basidiomycota, Tremellomycetes, Tremellales, Cryptococcaceae.